Molecule: messenger RNA, 5605 nt
Organism: Galleria mellonella (greater wax moth)
Lineage: Eukaryota; Metazoa; Arthropoda; Insecta; Lepidoptera; Pyralidae
Gene: dysc
Product: whirlin
Exons: 18
Coding region: 339-2804 (821 amino acids)
Cellular component (GO): cilium; plasma membrane; stereocilium tip
Molecular function (GO): protein binding
Source: RefSeq, a predicted model, not a curated record
GCAGGCGAUGGAUUCCGCGCAGUCGCGCCGCGCCGCCCGCCCGAGUGCCUCGCAUGUUCACCCGCGGUGGUAACGUCACGACCACACUCGCUGUGAGAAAACCUAGAAGUAGCGACAUCGUCUCACAACAAUAACACGCGCGGAGCACGAACUGUACAUCGUAUUGACUCCUAAUGUCCAAGUGCCGGUUGUAAGUGCAGUGGUCGUGCUACGUGGACAUCGUCUGAUCGCGGCCCGACAUGUGAAAGAUAAAGCCUUUGUGACAGCCGGCCAGCGACAUGUGGCGCGACGGAAAUACACGAAAAAUGAAAUAAUAAGGGUGACCGGUGACCCCCGGCAUGAGGUCGGGGGAGGCGGGCGAGGGCUCAGAACUGGCGGAGUUUGGCGCGCGCUGGCCACCGCCCUAUACCCAGGGCUAUGGCUGGCGCUCCGCCACACCGCAGCACCCGCCGGCGCAUCAUCUCGCGCGCCACUCACGCUCGCAGCAGUGGUUACAGGACAGUAGGCACACUAGCUACGAGGCAGAGGACGCACGAGCUCGGACGCGAGGUGGCGUCUAUUACUCCCCGCCGGGCACUUCAUACACCAUCGUGGAGAGGCCAGCCUCUUCACACGGCCACCACGCCCCAUACUCACAACAUCACUACUCUGGCAAGCUUUCGCGGACGCCUUACCUUGGAUCUACCACUAUUGCCAACAGCGCAGCAGGAGCGUCUAGCUUGCGAAAUAGCACGAAUCAUUUGAGUGCGGCGAAUGGCAAGAAACGUCCGAUAUCUCCAGAACAAGUGCUGCGGUUGUUUGGACAGGGCGGUGCCGCGGCACUGGGGAAGGCACUGCCGCCAUCACAUCCCCCAGCGCCAUUACCAGCGCCCCUCCCCGCCAGGAGACAUUCGCCUGCCAGUAGUCCGAGCAGCACCACGCACCAUGCGAUAUAUCGCGGUGGCGCCGAGCGUGACCGUGAGCGGCCAUACUCGUCGGGGGGCGCGCCGCCGCCGCCGGCGGAGCCUGCUACGCGGACUGUCACCAUGAGCCGUGACCCAGCCGACUCGCACGGGUUCGGCAUCUGCGUGAAAGGUGGCAAGGAGGCAGGUGAGCCUGGUGGUGUCGGCGUGUAUAUAUCGAGAGUGGAGGAGGGCUCGGUGGCGGAGCGCGCAGGGCUGCGCCCCGGAGAUUCCAUACUUCAGGUCAAUGGGACGCCCUUUUCAGGGAUUUCACACGAGGAUGCGUUGAAGGAUGAUUGUCAUCAGAUGCUGAAGUCCUGUCGUCAACUGACGAUGACGGUGCGGACAGCAGGUGCGCUUGUUGGCCGCGCAUCUUGUUCAUGGAUGGACCGGUACGGAAGGCCAGCGUCGCCGCCGCCGGUGCGUCCACCACGUUCCGCCAGCAAGGAUCGCUCGAUACGAAGGGUGGACCUUUGCAUCGAGCCGGGUCAGUCAUUAGGACUGAUGAUUAGAGGAGGUCUAGAAUACAAUCUCGGCAUUUACAUCACUGGGGUCGACAAGGAAUCUGUAGCUGAUAGAGCUGGACUAAUGGUGGGGGAUCAGAUCCUGGAGGUGAACGGGCAGUCAUUUGUAGACGUAACUCAUGACGAAGCUGUCGCACAGCUCAAGUACCACAAACGUAUGUCGUUACUGGUCCGGGACGUGGGGAAAGUGCCUCACGCUUGUACCGCGUAUGGGGAACGAGAUGCUGCGCCAAGAAUAAGCGGAUGGGGCCGAAGAAGAGGCGCAGCGGCGGUGGCUGUGGAACAGAAAGCGAGGUCGUUGUUACCACAGAGCGACCUGCCUGCUCUAGCGUACUACAUGGAAGAGUACGCUACCAGGAGGCUCACCCCUGACGCCUUCUUAACUGUAUUGAGGGAUCUACUCGAUACACCACAGAAGUACACUCUCCUAACAGAGAUUAGGGAGUUCAUGCUUCCAGAAGACCGGCCCAGAUUCGACGAGCUAGUAUAUAGACGCGGAGAGGAACCUGUCGACCAUCAUCUUAAGCGUGGGAGCGAACGGCAUAUGCUACCCUCCUCGACGAUGCAUGAGUUGCACGACCCGGAGGGGCCGGCGGAGGCACCUCUCGUGGCCGAUCAUCGCUCGCCCUCCGAAGACUCCGGGUUGGGCCUGCCACCGCACGACCAAAGUUACAGGAGCGGGCGGGCGUGGCGGGCGGCCGCCGACGCGCCGCAGCCUGAUGACGACCUGGAGCCACCGCACGAGGAAUACGAAGAGGAGGGACGACGUUCACGCCGGCAUUCCUCCCCCUGCAACUCCAGAGAGGGUAGCACCACUGCGCUACAUACGCAGCACUACGACGAUGCUGAACUGGCACACAAGUUAUCAAGAAGUUUCGAUAUGAAAGAGGAAGGAGGUGCGCUUCUUGAAGAUAGAGGGGGUAUUCGCAGACACCAAUCGAUGCAGCGAUUGCAACAUGGCGAAACCCAAAUGGAUGAGGGUCGGGCAGCGCGUGUAGUACAUGACCAUCACGGCAAUCUGCAUAUCAGCGUCAAAAAAACCAAACCCAUACUCGGUAUCGCUAUCGAGGGUGGUGCUAACACGAAGCAUCCGCUGCCCAGGAUAAUAAAUAUCCAUGAGCAUGGAGCGGCUUAUGAAGCUGGCGGACUAGAAGUGGGUCAACUCAUCCUGGCUGUGGACGGACACCGCGUGGAAGGCAUGCAGCACCAGGAUGUGGCGCGGCUAAUAGCGGAGUCCUUCGCACAAAGAGAUAAGCCGGAAAUCGAGUUCCUUGUGGUGGAGGCGAAAAAAUCAAACCUGGAACCAAAGCCAACCGCGCUUAUUUUCCUGGAGGCCUAACAUCUACUCUCCCUCCCCGCCAGCGACCCACCGGCCGCGCUGGGCAGCGCGAUGCCGGGGGUCGACCUCACCGCGCACACCACGGAAUAGCCAACUCCAACCUGCGCUGCCACAUGCUCUUCUGAACGCGUUCAUCAGGCCGACGGCCGCGUCACUGCUCUCCGACUAGCUCCAGUCAUAUGCAUCCACAGCUAUUGAUCUAAAUAGAUGUUGCCACGCAAGGUACAUGCAAGUCAAUGUCUACUCUAAAUAACCUCAAAAAAUCAUACUUGAAAAUAUUUUUUUUAAUUUGACAGUUAAUAUUUGUGAAAAGAUUUGAUGCGAUUGAUUAUCAAUAAAUAGUUUAUGUAAAAAAAUAAUAUGGUUCGCUUAGUUUUCGUAUUCAUUGAGGUAGCUACAUGUGGCGUCUAUUUCCUUCUAUGUCUGUGGUUACCACACGUGGACAUUUGCGAAAACCGAAUAUUUCGUACAAAAAUAACUGUUUCGCAUAACAUUACAUAAUCAGAUUGUAUAAUGUGACGCGAACGCGGACUACUCAAGAAUUGAAAUCUGUACGUGUUAUGCAGAUACAAAAUGUCUUUUUAAAAGUCAAACACAAGAUAAUACUGCGUAAUUUAAUAGUAUGGUUUCGAUUUUGUGGUUUUCGUACAUAUCCGCGUGGGUUGUGGCGAUGUAACUUGGAUAUCCUCUUGUUCUAUCCCUCGGAGAAAGUGUGGUGUAGCGGCUCCAAAAACGGUCAGCGGAGGCGCGUCUCGCUCUACAGAGAAAGAACCACUGUGUAGAUGACGAAUACUGACGUACGAAAUAUAGUAACCUGACGUUGCAACUGGCUAACAUGAGAAUAAACUGGCGAUACGAUGCAGGUAAAAUAGUAGGCUAUACAAAAUUAAUGGCACAAGGGAGGCAAAUUUUUUACAUCUCGACGAAUUGUCCAGUAUAUUAAAACAUUAGUUACGAUGCAAACUGCCCGUGCGGCUCGAAAGACUUUCUUAAAAAUACGUCCCAAUUUUCUAACGGGAUAUUUCGGGUAGUCUGGACGACAGUUUUGUAAAUUGUUUUCUAGAAGGUAGAGAUUAAACCAAAUUUUAACAGUAGUCAGCGACUGAAUUUUAUAAUGAAACUCUCCUACUUUUACCAAUUAAUAUAAGUUCAUUUUAAAAAUCACGUCUUACGGUAACGUUUCAGGUAGUCUCGAUCAAAUCAAAUCCGUAACUAAUUUUAAUAGAACUAGAGUUGUAAAGAAAUGACGAUAACAUAGAUCUUACGAUGUUCAUUUUCAAUACGAGUCGUGCUAAUAUUUGAUUGGCAUUGGUGCUAUGGAAAGAGAUCAUAUAAUUCAGUAAAGAUUCGAUUGACAGUUCAUAUUCCCAUCCGUAGUGUUCACUAGCGUACGAUUAGUGCUUGUUAUCAGCGCGUUCCUUAGCAGCCCAUGCGAGGAGUUCAUCCGCGAGAGUCAUCCAUGUGCCAUCAACGUUGCAUUGGGAGGGUUCGUCGACCGAGUACUACGUACAGUCGCGUCAUCUCAUCCCACAUCGUCGCCGUCGUUAUGUCGGUGGUAGAUAGUGCAAAAUUAGUAGCGCCCCAUCAUUCUCAUCAGUAGAGCAGAGCUUGCAGCACGCGACGCGCUCCUAAGCAAGCUGUAUUUGAAACAUCAUUCAAUUUUGAUAUUUGUUUUUAUUAACAAUUAUUUAAGACAUAUUUUACUUUAAACAAUGUUAUUAAAUUUUAUUUGUUAAUAUUCUCUUAUAUAGCCGUACUGCACGUGCAUGCCAAUAGAACGCAAAUCGGCAGACGAAUGUAUCAAAAUUUUUUUGUAAUGAUUGAGUUCCUAGAUAAUUUAUAUAGUGUUUUGCAUUUUAAUGUAGAUUUAAAGUAAAUUGUAUUUCAUUUAUGUUAAUAAAUAUUUAUGUUACAUUCAUUAUAAAGAUUAGCAAUUGUAAAUUGCACAUUUAUUUCAGUUUGCUUAGCGAUGCUACAUAAAUGGCGCGUCACAUGUCAUUCCAUCAGGUAGAUAAGCGGUGAGUUUACGAAAUUAUGGCGGAGAGGGAUCUUAGCCCACUCUUUUAUUUAUAUACAUACGUAGAUAUUAAGUGAAUGUGUGCAAUAUAAUCAAAUAUUUUGUUAGAUGUUAGAAUCAAUAAACAAUAUUAACGUCGAUAUUCUAGAUCAUCGUGCGACGUUGCAAGUUGUAUACAUACAGUGGGUUGCCAAAUUAAUAGGGACAGUCACAUUUUUUAUAAUUUUUGUUCCUCAAGUGCCCCUGAUUGCGUUUUUAAGUGGUAUAAGUGUGUUUGAAAUAUGUUUUUAUGUUAUCAGUAUCUCUGUAACUCAAAUUUAAAGUGAAUUUCGAGUGCUGAGAGAUUUAUUUAUUUUGUAAAUAUAUUUUAAUAACGAGAGAGACACACAGUCGUCCACACGUGUAAAAGUGAAACACGUAAAUAAUUCUUUUGAACAGUUCAUUUGUGGUUUUGUGAAAUAAUUAUUAUCUGCAAGUAAGUACUAUUUUACUAUUAUUAAAAUUAAAGUAUUUUGAGGCAGAUUUUAGAACAAUUUUUAUUUUUAUAUAUUUUUACAGCUUUGGCUAUGGGUCGAGGGGUAGAUUUGUCUCCGAGAAAAAAAUCUGAGAUUAAAACCCUUCUCCUAACCACAAGUCAUUCUCAAAGAAAGAUAGCAGAACUGGCCGGCGUAUCUAAGUCUGCUGUCAAUAAAAUAAAGGUCAAUUUAGACCAGAAUCGGCCAUUUUCGCCCAAAAGAAAAGGCAAAUGUGGCAGAAAACGUAUCACAACAGCACGUUCUGAUAG